Cydia fagiglandana is the source of this 6732-nucleotide messenger RNA. RefSeq names its product integrin alpha-PS1 (gene mew). NCBI's taxonomy places the organism in Eukaryota, Metazoa, Arthropoda, Insecta, Lepidoptera, Tortricidae. The coding region runs from base 228 to 3593 and encodes 1121 amino acids. Gene Ontology annotation, cellular component: integrin complex; external side of plasma membrane. Gene Ontology annotation, molecular function: integrin binding. Gene Ontology annotation, biological process: cell adhesion mediated by integrin; cell-cell adhesion; cell-matrix adhesion. The record is from RefSeq and is a predicted model, not a curated record. The transcript is spliced from 17 exons.
GCCUCUAGAGAGGCUGGCCGCGUGUAAAAUAAGUAAGUUGUGUUGUUUGAGCGUAGAGCCGAGAGGUUAAAGUAGUAAGCGGGAAUACUAGGCCGGCGAACGGCAUGCGAGUUGGUCCCCUCGUCGACCGUGUAAACGGAAACUAUUACGAAAAUCGCAAUGCGCGAAUUAACUUCGAGACGGUGAAUAAGUGAAAUAAACCACGACGUAUCAACGAACUAUACACGAUGGCUUACAAAAUUAAGUGUGAAAGUGUUGUAUUUUUGUGCAUUUUGUACAGUGUCUCCAGCUUUAAUCUGGAACCCAGGAUUCCUGUGAUAAAGUUUGGUGAAAAGGGGUCGUACUUUGGAUUUUCUGUCGCAGAACACCUGACUUUGGAUGAAGCCGGAGGAAGUACAAGCUGGUUACUGGUUGGUGCUCCAUUAGGACAGAAUCUUCAGCCGAAAACCAACCGAUCCGGAGCCCUGUGGAAAUGUCCACUCACAGCGGGGACGAGCGACUGCGAACAAGUCCCCACAGACGGAAAACGAACGGCUCACGCCAAAGUAAACAAGAACGUGGACUCUGCGCACUUGUUGCCGCCGCUGUCGGAGGAGAUCAAGAACGGGCAGUGGCUCGGCGUCUCCGUGGCGAGUCAGGGGCCCGGUAUGAAGGCGGUCGUCUGUGCGCAUCGGUAUAUUCGAAAGUCGGGGGAGUCACAGUUCGGACAGGGGCUGUGCUAUACGCUGACGAACAAUCUCGAGGUUGCUGAUAUGUGGGAGCCGUGCUUGGGGAAGCCAACCGCCAGGGAACACGAAGAAUACGGCCUCUGCCAAGUGGGAGUGAGCAGCUCCCUCCUGAAGGAUGACACGCUGCUGCUGGGCAGCCCGGGGCCCUACGCGUGGCGAGGAACCAUAUUCACUCUGGAUGUGAACGAUGAUCUGUUCAAAAGGGACAGCUUCUCGCAUAUGGCGCCGGUUGUUGACGGGAAGAGUCCGGUUGAGAAAUAUAGUUAUCUAGGCAUGUCAGUAGCUGGGGCGAGUUUCUUCGGGAACACGUCGUCGUACGCGGCAGGCGCGCCCCGGUCCCGCGGCACUGGCCAGGUCGUCAUCUUCAGCAAGCGUAUCAUCCAGGAUUGGGGCUCCUCGGAUAUUGAUAUCCUAGAAAGAAAUCUUAUACUUGAUGGAGAACAGUUCGGAUCCAACUUCGGCUAUGAGGUGUCGUCGGCCGAUGUCAACGGAGAUGGAUUACCAGAUCUCCUUAUCGGCGCUCCAUUCUACUUCUCAAGAGAUACCGGUGGCGCAGUUUAUUUAUACAUCAACGAUAAUUAUGUUUUUCCUCAAAAGUAUAACCUAAGACUUACGGGUAAACAAGAAUCUCAAUUUGGCAUAGCGAUAGCAAAUGCUGGAGAUUUGAAUAAGGACGGUUGCGAAGAUGUGGCUAUUGGAAGUCCAUACGAAGGCAACGGAGUGGUAUACAUACACCUUGGCGACAGAAAGAAAGGAUUGCAUACUAAGGCAGAUCAAAUGAUAACGGCUGAGUCGUUGCCUAGUGUUAUGAAGACAUUCGGUUACUCGCUGUCUGGUGGUGUGGAUUUAGAUGCGAAUGGGUAUCCAGACUUACUUGUAGGAGCUUAUGAAGAAAGUGGUGUAGCCCUUCUGCGAACGAGACCAAUCAUCGAUAUCAAAACCUCCAUAAAGCCAUCGAAAACUAUCAUCAACAUUGAUCCUACAAUACAGGCUUGCGAAAUGAAUGGAGUAAACUACACCUGUUUUAAAUUCCAAGCGUGCUGUAUUAUAAAGUCUCUAGUCAACACACUUCAAAAUUUACUGCAUAAUGUAAAUUAUGUCAUAGAGGCUGAAACUUUUCCUGGUGGAAAGAAAUUCUCUAGAGUGUUCUUCGAUUUAGAUAAAAGUAAUGUUAUCGAUAAGACAAUACAAUUGCAGAAGGAUACUGAGGUUUGCAGGGAACAUUGGGUGUAUCUGAAAAAUAAUACAAGGGACAUUCAAACACCUAUCAAAUUUCAAGUAACGUACAAAAUAGUUCACGAAGUGCCUAAAUACUCGACGACACGUGCAUUGCCCAACAUCGACGAUUAUCCUGUGCUCAAUGCGACAGCGACAUCUACAUUCACCGCGAACUUCUUGAACGACUGUGGACCGGAUGGUGUGUGCAUCAGCGACCUUGUUGUGGUCCCAGUGUUGCAACUUCCGAAGGCUGAUGAUGGAAAAUCAUACACUUUAACAUUGGGUCAGGAAGAUGAAAUUAAACUGUCUAUUACUGUCGAUAACUACGGAGAGUCCGCUUACGAGAGCCACUUGUUUGUGCAGCAUCACUCUAGUCUACAUUAUAUCGCUGCCAAUAUUAGCGAUAAACACAUUAUCUGCACCAGCGUCAACAAGACAGUAGUGUCCUGUAUGCUGGAGAACCCCUUCAAGAACCAGGGAAACGCCUCCACACCCAUCACCAUGCGGUUCGAUGCCAGGGCCCUGGAGGACAACGAACCGUCGGUGGUGUUCGCCGUGUGGACCAACUCUACGUCAAAGGAACUGUACCCUAAUAAGAAACCGGCAGUGGCUGAGGCGUUGGUUGUGAAGAAUGCUGAAUUGUUAAUAAAAGGUGCUGCAAGACCCGAACAAGUUUUCUACGGAGGAGAAGUGAAGGGUGAAUCUGCUAUGAAGCACUUCGAUGACAUUGGCACACGAGUGGUCCACACUUAUCAGGUUUACAACGAAGGCCCAUGGCGCGUAUCCUCGCUGCAAGUCGUGAUCUCCUGGCCGCACCAAGUGGCGUCUGAGAAUGCUCAGGGCAAAUGGCUCUUGUACCCGGAAGAUGUGCCCACUGUCGACGGAGAGGCCGAUCAGAGCAAUGGUGAAUGCUUCAUUGCGGAAACGGAAGUGAAUCCCCUAAAAUUAACUAAGAGACCUGGAACUCCAGAACCAAUUUUGGAGAAUCUGGAAGAAGACCCGUUUAGAACAAGCGGCAAGCUGAGCGUCAGUUCCAAUGAGAAGUACAAUGAAUCUAGUUACAAGAACGUCAUUCAAUACUCGAGCGCUUCAGAGAACAAAGUUAGAAGGAAGCGGGAGGAUAAUAUAAUCAAAGCUGAAGCAUAUACGGAUAAAGAUGGACAUCGAAAGAAUGUAGUAAAUAUGAACUGUCUGAAGAAGACUGCAAAGUGCAUCCAGUUCCAGUGCGUGAUAUACCGGCUCGGGCGCGCGCAGGCGACCACCAUCACCAUCAAAGCGCGCCUGUGGAACGCUACGCUAGUCGAGGACUACCCGCGCGUCAGCCACGUCAACAUCGCCUCAAAUGCCUACAUUCUCAUCCCGGCUCAUUACAACAUUCAUCAGAAUAAGGAAGAUGAUGAUAUGACGAUGGUGGAAACUGUGGCGUAUCCAGACUUAAAGAUCAGUGAACCGUCGGAAGUGCCAUUGUGGGUGAUAAUAGUGUCAGUAAUAGUAGGACUAAUAGUGUUAAUUCUGCUCAUACUCGCGUUGUGGAAGCUUGGCUUCUUCAAGAGGAGCAGACCCGACCCGACGUUGUCGGGCAACUUGGAGAAGAACAAUCACGAGUCCAGCCCGUUCAUUGGACGGGACAGGAAUAACAAACGAUAGCUGAAGUAUUACUCUUCCACGACCAAUAGAACAUUACAUUUCAAAAAUGGGACUUAAUAAAUUGUGUAGAGCACAAGGAUCAUGUUUGGUGCGCGUGUGGCGCCGUCUAGUGAUUUAUAAUAAUUUAUAUUUUGACUGUGAUGUCUUCAUAGAGGAAAAAUGCGUGAAUGUGAUGUUUUGAAGAGAAACAUGGUUUUUUAUUUUGUUGAUGUUUUUCACGAUCCUCGAUAUAAUAUUUUUUAUUGUUUCGUAAUGCUUAUUUUUUCUGUGUGGGAAUAAUGCAUUUUCCAAUGGGAGUGUUGAAAUAAUAAAUGAUUUUUGUUAGAUGCUUGUUUAUUCUAUGCAAAUAUAUACCUAUGUGGGUACUUUCUGUAAAUACAUACUUGCCUUACUUAGAUAAUAUUUAUAACAAGUUAUUAAGGUAUUUACUUAACUUCUAUGACUAGACUUUUGCUAGUCAUAAAACAAUUGAUAAGGUGAACAACUGUAUUAUAGUAGGAGUAUGGAAAUUGAAACUGGUCACUUAUUUAGUAACAAUCUACUUAAAUCAUAUUAAUGUCCAAGGGGCGUAUUCACUGAUGAUAUCAAAUUAUUUUUACACUUUACGUAUCUCGCGUUUGCUUUGGAACGCAUUUACUUUAAUAUAAGCGAGCGCGUUGCAGUGAUAUUGAUGUUAAAUUAGUAUCAUAGGCGCUUAGCACACUGGAUCCGAUUCGCACGUCUCUCCGAUGUUUGAGCGAGGCAACGAUAUGCGCAUAUUAUAGCGGCAUCCCUCUCGCACGUAUGCGAAUCGGAUCCAGUGUGCUAAGCACCGUAUAUAUUGUUUCCGAAUACAGGGGGCAGAUUUUUGAAAUUCGAUCGCUCGAUUUCGUCACUCGAAAGUCGGUGGAAAACGGGAAAAUGCUAAUUUCUGAAAUACGAGCGAUCAAAAUUUGGAAUCUAGUGCUAUUAACCACUCGAUUUCAAUUCUAUUAGUAGAAUUUAAGUCCCUAGCCUUGGAGAUAUUAUUUAACGAAAUACACGAAAUCGAGUGGUCGAAAUUCAAAAAUCGGCCCCCAGCCCCGAAAGUUUGGUUGCAUGUAAUAAUUGUACAUAGUUUGUUGUUUCAAUAAGUAUGUUGACAUUAUUGUACUUAAAGUAUUUGUAGAUUUGACUAGUGAAAGUACGUUUUUGUACUAAGAGUAUGAGUUUCCUAUAAUACAUACUGUAACUAAAAAUAUUUUAACAUUCUAUACUCGCACAAAUAAAUAGGUAAGGGAGUUAGUCAACUAUUACAUUUGCUUACUUAAACAAUAACAAUUAAACAAUUAAUGAGUGACCCCCUUAUUCAUACACAAGCUACAAACCUCAAUUUAGCUAAUAAUCGUUUAUCCUUAUCUGUCAUUUUGACUUAUGUAUUUGUAAGAAAGCGAUAAAACAUUUUUAACUAAAUCAGGCCCGUAAAGUUUUAUGAUUAAGGGGGUUAGUAUUUUGUUAAAAUCUGUUAUCACAAUCUUAAGGUGGGAUUCCACCAGUGUACGGCACAAGCAUUUUUGCACUGAAUAUACUGGAAUCCCGGCUUUAUACGUAUUGUUACGUAUGUAUGUCGGCGGCCGAUCGUAAGAUCAGGCAUAUCGUGAAACGUGAAAAUCUUUGACUCGUUCCCUGAGCCGACGGAGCUCCGCUACGCGGGGCUCCUAUUUCUGGGCAGUUUGCCCUUCGGGCAUCUGAAGCAACCUAACGAACCUAUCCUACCUAUAUCUUGGAUUAAUGUGACUAUCGUCAAAAUAUUACACAGGAACAUUUCGAUCUGCCUGAUCUUACGAUCGGCCGCCGACAUGUACAUAUAUAAAGGGAAAUUUAAAAUAAGUACAUUUAUUUUUUGAAACUUCUGUAGGUACUUAUUUUUAUUUGUGCGAAAUAUAGCGAGCACAUUCGUUGUUAAAUAUAGAUUUUUUUUAGCAAUUUAUCUCAGUGCACUGGUUAUAAGGAAUGGAGAGUUGGAGACUCGUACUUAACAUCUUAAUAUAUAAAUAAUUGGUACAUGUCGGCUCUUUUGUUGUACAUAGUUAGAUAUUUUUUUACAUAAAUUAAUUAAAACCAGUCAAUGUCAGUUUAAGGGAGAGACCGUCCUUUUUGUUAGAUUUUUUGUUGGGUUAUGUAAGGAAUUGACUACCUGAGAUUACGUCAACGGCAGUUUGGCUUAGGAAAAAAGUUGUGUUGAUUUAGAGUGACAUUCCAUUUCCAACUGCAGCUGCAAUACUGUUAAUUUUAAUAUGGAAAUUGACAAUGACAGCGACGCGUUUCCAUAGUAAAAUGAACAGUAUUGCAGCUGCAGUUGGAAAUGGAAUGUCACUCUUAGUGGCACUGCAAGAAGUAUUUGAAUGACACAAUGAAAAAAGGACUGAUAAAAAUUAACCUUAUUUUUAUAUAAAUCAUUUUUCAUAAUGUUCGUUAAAUAAGGCCCGGCCCCUUUCUAUUGCUUACAUACUUUCAAAAUUUAUAAGUGCUAUUACUUGCUUUGCUAUACUUUUAACUAUUGCUAUACCUACUUUUAUAAGUGUAAAUGGGUUCAAAGUUUGCGUCCGCUACUAAGUACCAUACACAAAACUUCAAGUUCAUAUUUAAAGAUAAGAAAAAUAAAAUAAAAAUUACGGUGGGCCUUCUUUGGCGCAGGUACCUUAAUUGGAUUUGCCAAAUUAUGUUGCUAUAUUUGUCAAAUAGAUGAAAAAAACUUCAACAAUAGUCGCAUAAGAAAUUACGCAGCAAAACAGACGGUCUCACCCAUAAAUGCGUAAGUAGUAGGUCAAUAUAAUAAGAUAGCUUUUUUAUUGUUAGUAAUAAACUCUAAAGUAAAAAUAUUAUAAUUGUGAUUAUUUUCAAAAACAUUUUGUAUUCAAAGUUCAAGUUGUACAACGAUUUUAACAUUUCUACCUAGGUCGAAUUUUAUAAAAGACUCGUUUGCCUGUCUUCUAGCAACCGCAUUUGAUAGAUAGGCGCUACAGGAUAUAUUUUUUUACAAAACUCGACCUUGGAAUAUCUAUUUACAUUGUAUGUUUUCUUAAUUUAUUUACAUUUUGGUUUCUACUGAGUCAAAAAUAAUCUUACCUACCUACUUAUUUGACCAUUGAUGCAAACUAAUAAAAAGUGCCAUCUCCUA